Messenger RNA from Quercus robur (English oak), 623 nucleotides. RefSeq lists its product as uncharacterized. Lineage: Eukaryota; Viridiplantae; Streptophyta; Magnoliopsida; Fagales; Fagaceae. Bases 91 to 414 code for a protein of 107 amino acids. The transcript has 3 exons. The record is from RefSeq and is a predicted model, not a curated record.
GUUCUGCUCCGCACACAAAGCUAUAUAUAAUAUCCCGAAUCUGAUAAUUGGCCGUCUCUCUCGAACUCAAAUAUUAAUAUUCUCAAAUCAAUGGGUGGAGGUUGGAGUUACGCACGAAUGGGAGGUCGUUUUACUACUAAUAGACCGCAGAGGAUGGCAACCGAUGAAGAAAUCAGGGAAAUGGUAGAGUCUGCCUACGAGCGGGGUGGCCGUUUUGCUAAAGAGGUUCCUAUCAUGGCCAUUUUUUAUGCCGGCGCUAAACCAGAUCCAGGUGCUUGCCAGCGUAUGACCAGUUUUAUAAAGACUCGUGGGGCCAAUUAUUACAUAAGUGAUGAGAACAGAGAGAUUGAGAAAUUUUUGGUAAGUAGGUUUUGUGCUUUAAAGAAGGGAGAUAAAGUAGAGGACAGUCUUUGAAGUUUUAAAUUCAAAUCAAAUGUCAGUAUAAUGUAACUGGAGUUUUCUUAUUGUUUUGGAUUAUAUUUGGAGUGUUAUUUUAUCUUCUUUUAACUUUUGAAUCAAAUUUGAUGUAAUUGGGAGUGUUCUUGUACUUUCGGUUCGGCUUAUGAACUUUUGAAAGUCACUCGGUAUCUAGUCUGGCAAUACUAAUAUUUCAUUGUCAAAUA